AUGCAUCUUCCGGCUCUCACUCUGGCCUUGGCUGGCACAGCACUUGCGGCGAAGAACACCACCAGGCCGUAUUCGACAUGGAUGGCUUCUUCCUUUUUGUCGAAGAGCCAGUACAUGGAUAACCACUAUGUUGCCUCGGUCAUCCAUGAGGGCAUCCAGAAGGCCGCCUCAACACAAAACGACUCCUCUCUGCUAGCGUAUGCCUCUGAGGCCGUCUCGUCGGUCGUUUCCUCCAACGGCACCAUCAAGGGUUGGAACUCGACCUUCUACUCAUUGGAUGACAUCCGGGUUGGCAACAACAUCCUUUACUUCUGGAACUCGGAAGGGCGCAAGGACGACAAGUACGUUGUUGCUGCUAAGGGUCUCCGUGAGCAGCUGGACCGAUGGCCGCGCACCCCCACAGGCGGGUUCUGGCACAGGGCCCCUGUCUAUGCGAACCAAAUGUGGUUAGAUGGCAUCUACAUGGCUGAUACCUUCUAUGCUACCUACACAUCAUACUUCGAGCCCGACAACACAACAGCGUGGAACGACAUCGAGUUGCAGUUCGACCUCAUCGAGGAGCACUGCCGAAACACAACGACCAACCUCCUGUACCACGGCUACAGCGAAGACAAGUCGACUGUAUGGGCUGACCCGGAGACCGGUGCUUCACCAUACGUCUGGGACCGUGCUCUGGGAUGGUACUUCGUUGCGCUCGUUGAGGUCCUAGAGGUCUUCCCCAAGACACACGCCGGCUACUCCAAGCUCGUUGACUACUUCGUCACACUUGCCUCCGGUAUCAAGGACGUUCAAGACACCAGCGGCGGAUGGUGGCUCCUCAUGGACCCUGAGCUUGCUGGAAAGGAAGGAAACUACAUCGAGUCGAGUGCAACCGCCAUGUUUACUUACGCAUACAUGAAGGGUGUCAGGCUCGGUUUGUUGGAGAAGUCGUACCAGGAGACGGCAUCCAAGGCGUGGGAUCUGAUGUUGGAUGACUUCAUCCAGUACGAGAAGAACGGCACCAUAAGCUUUACCGGCACGGUUACUGUGGGAAGUCUGAAGGGCGAUGCGUCUUACGAGUACUACACUGGUGUUGAGACCUUGAUCAACGAUGGCAAGGGCGCUGGUGCGUUCAUGUACGCCGCCACCGAGAUGGAGAAGGCUGGACUGGAGUAG
Alternaria atra is the source of this 1155-nucleotide messenger RNA. RefSeq lists its product as uncharacterized. Gene Ontology annotation, biological process: carbohydrate metabolic process. The coding region runs from base 1 to 1155 and encodes 384 amino acids. The record is from RefSeq and is a predicted model, not a curated record. The transcript has a single exon. NCBI's taxonomy places the organism in Eukaryota, Fungi, Ascomycota, Dothideomycetes, Pleosporales, Pleosporaceae.